Paracoccidioides brasiliensis Pb18 is the source of this 3927-nucleotide messenger RNA. RefSeq lists its product as uncharacterized. The transcript is spliced from 2 exons. The record is from RefSeq and is a predicted model, not a curated record. The coding region runs from base 1 to 3927 and encodes 1308 amino acids.
AUGCAGUGCGAACCAUUCAUCAACUCGCUGGGUUUAAUCCCGGGCCGUCACGGUCGCAGUGUGAGCCUGUGUGGCGACGUUUACUCCCCAAUACAAAGCAUGCGGUCGCCGCCUCCUGUUCAGCCAGAGCCCCAAUUCAUCGCUGCAACAUCUGCUGCUCAAAUCGUUUCCGCCGACCAAAAUCUGAAUGGCUUAAAUCCGUCAGCAGGCACCAUUGGUGCCUCCCUCUCUCCGGCGUCCCUGACCCUCCUUAACCGUUUUUUGGACAACCUUCUUUUCAACAUUCUUAUGACAGCUAAAUCUACGAAUUUGAAUGCGAUCAGGCUAGCACUAGCUGAAGUGCUGAAACCAAGACUCGCAAAGGAAGUGGUUUCUGCAGCGGAUGACGAACUAAGUGAAUAUAUGGGUGGAGGAGAGGAUGAGGAACUGUCCGAUUUCCGUGGAGGUCGUGAGCCUGCGGGUCACUUCGAGCUCGAGAGAUCAUGGAAACUUACCCGCCUACGGUGCAUGGUUUAUACACGAUUGGGUGAUAUGGAGGAAGAGGAUGAAGAUGAGCAUCUACACCGAGAAGGGUUGAAUGAAACAGAUUUUGGACGGGCACGUUUUUCCAACUACGUUGGGCACAUUACACCAGCUGCUGCCAUAUUUCUAACAUCAAUUUUGGAGUAUCUUGGUGAACACUCAUUGAUAAUCGCUGGCGAAGCAGCUGCUACUCGACUUUCGUCAGGGAGAUCCAUCAGGGAACGGGACGAACAUUCGGAAUUGACAGAACCUGAUAUGUUGGUGGUGGAGGAAACGGACAUGGAGAAACUGGCCCUGAAUCCUACCCUUGGUCGGCUUUGGCGAACAUGGAGAAAGAACGUGAGAGCGCCUGUACUUUCGAGAACGCUUUCGAGAGAGUCGAUGAUACGACGGGGUCUAGUUCCGCUGAGAGGGAAUAGUAGAGCAAGUAGCAUCGGGACAAUUGAAGAGCCAUCCGCUGGCGAAGCUUCCCAAAAGACCCUCCCUCUGGAGGAGGUGGUUAAUCCUGCUGAUGUACCAAUCCCAGAAUCUGAAAAUGACGUAGACGAAAUUGAGGUCCCUGGAUUUACUACCCACCUCUCCAUAGCUGUCCAAGCACGAUCAUUCCGUCCUCGAAGCCUUUUCCUCUCGGGAUCUGAUAUCGUCUCACCCACGUCUACUGGCUCACCCUCACACUCUGCUACGCUGCGAGGCGGUAUAAAUGAAUCCUGGCCUCAUUCUCGUUCACAAUCCUUGCCGUCCUCGCCUUGCGGACAGCAUGCAGGUGGGAGCGCAAAAUUUUUCUCUAGUUUGGCGCUUUCACCAGUCAUUGGUCCAGUCGUUGGCCUUGCCAGAGAUGAACCGCACCACCUUGAGACAAUGAUUGAGGAUGAUGAGCUCCCAGACAGGCUCUUCGGGGAAGCAUCUUAUCCUCCUGGAAUUCCUCCUCGCAGCAAGCAACGUCGGGAUCGUGAUAAUAUUGAGGAUGAUCCCGAGAACAGUGACCAUUCUGAAUUCUAUGGUUCUGCAAACCCGUCUCGUCUACAAAGUCCACAGUUUCUCGAUGGACAGUCCCAUGAAGUUGAGCUUUCAUCGCAAAGGAGUGAAGAAUACAAUAUCUCACCAUCUCAGACGAUUGGACUGGAAACCACCAAGCAACAUGGAAAAUCCAAGUCCUCAAGAGGAAAUGCCAAUAGUCAACAUUCUCAAAGAAACGUGGAUCCCAAGUCUAUCCCUCCGUAUGAACACGAGGUGGAACCCUGUCAAGAAUCAAGUGCCUCUUCUCAAGGCUCAAUUGUGGAGACCUCCUUUGUUGCCCAAACAAGCAGAGCCGCCGCCCAUCCAUCUCGACUCACUCCACAUCAAGAAUUUGUGAAGAACUCUAAUGGUGCCUCCGAUCAAGAAUCUCCCUAUUCUUAUACUGCUCGUCGGUCAGCUAGUAUCCGAAGUAGACAGUCUCUCCCUCGGAGUAAUUCGCGACAAAACACGACGCCCCGCUAUACGCAACCAAAUUCCGCUGCUUCUGUGGGAUCCGAGCGUGCUGCCGUCCAGCGUGUCAGUCCUCCGCCACCCUCGACCCCUCGUGAUUCGAGUUCUAAACCGCGUCGUUCUGUGAGUAUUAGCAGCCAUCGAGAUAAGCGGCCGAUUACUUCGGGAUCUGCAACGUCACAGGUUUCUAAUAAAUUGAAGGGACUCGUAGGAUGGCAGGCUAGUGACAGCGAUUCCAAGGUUCCUCUUCCGAUACGCACUUCUACUGAUACAAACGGAACCCAAUCCAAAGUCGUGGAAGCAGUUCCAGACCCAUCUAACUUGGACGAAUUGAUUCAGAGUGAUGAGACUAUACGAUAUACUCUGACGCCUCGAAAUAUGAGAGAUAUGGAGGAUCCCAAUUCACCCAGAUGGGCUCCCACACGAACUGAAACAACUGAAUUGGCUGAUUUUUUGAAAACAACCGGUCCUCCAGAAGGGACACAGUCUGAUAGUGGGAGACCCAGUGUGUCUUCCUCCAAUAGAAACGGAUUGCGCAUACAUACGCCCUCCCCUAUUUCUCCUGUCCAACCCAAACAUACACAGUCUCCUGUUGCGAAUACUAGCCAUCCACAACCUCCAUCGCAUAAACCCCGCCCACCGCAAGCACGGGAUGCGAGAGUAGAGAGAGAAUCGCUGAGAGACUUUGCCGAGUUCAUCAGGUCCACAGGUCCAGAACACACCACCACAGUUCCAAAGAAUAAUUCACGUCCUGCGACAAGCUUGACUAAUGUUAGCAACGGGCCAGUCAACCGGACGCGGCAUGCGAUUGGCGGCGGUGCCCCAUCGGCAACAUCAGUUCGCUCGCAAAAGGUCCUUACUAAGGAAUUACCGAAACGUCCAACCCCGAGACUGGAAGCUAGGUCUGCUCUUACACCAAAAGAUGAUGGCACAUCGGAUCUCAUCGAUUUCAUACGGGAAGGACCUCCGGAGUAUGCUUCUCACCGUAUCCCCAGAACAGUGGCUCCUUUCCGCACAACAAUGGAUUCCGAUGAAUUACAAUAUCUGAGCAUUAGUCGUGCAAAUCGUGAUUCUGGAAAACAAAGCUCCGUACCAAGUGCGAAUGCUGAAUCUGUCCUACCGAAAUCCGUGUCUUCUUCAUUCAACUCACGUACGGGCUUACUCGAAUCAACAAACCGCAUUAAUAAUCGGACGUAUAAUGGGCAGCCAGCUUCAAACGGGGGAUUUGAGCAAGGAGAAAGUGGCCUGCCUGUAAGAAAGCAGCGAUGCGUGAAAGAUCCAUAUGCCAUUGAUUUCGAUAGCGAUGACGGUUUUGACGAUGACCUACUGUCCCGCGGCCUUAAAGCACACAAAGAGGAAGAAGAGAGCUUGGCCGACUUCCUACGCAAUGCUGCACCACCGCCUGAUUUUGACCAACACCCUCCUCUACUCUCCGUUAAUGCGAAUGCAGUGAAUAAGGCUAAAUUGAAGAGCACAACGUCGAUGCGUUCUCGCCUGAUGCGCGCCACGUCUGUUGACAAAGUCCCAUCGACUAAACUAUCUCGAUCCUCUCUCCGAUCUCAUAGAUCAAAUGCCACAACUGUUUCUUCCCCAGCCGGUCCUACCACUCCGAUUCCGGAAGCUUCAGGGCCCAAAGGCUUUCUCUCCAGCUCUCAGCAUAAUAACUUUCCGCCACAUCCCGCUUACAGUGCUCGUAUUGAACACCAGCGAAACGGCACGACGGAUGGGUUUCUACGUUCCCAACUAGUUGAACCCAGAAAUCACACUCGUGCCAAUCAAACCUCGACUGCUGACUUAGCGGACUUCCUAAAGAAUACCGGCCCUCCAGAGUCCCUAGGCAUACAUUCUUCGCGAUCAUCCGUAAGCGCUGAUAGGGAGAAGCGUACCGGCGUCUCCAUUGGCAAAAUCUUUUCGCGGAGGAAGAGACAGGCGGUGUAA